This is a messenger RNA of Baudoinia panamericana UAMH 10762, 1840 nucleotides long. RefSeq lists its product as uncharacterized. The transcript has a single exon. The record is from RefSeq and is a predicted model, not a curated record. Gene Ontology annotation, biological process: rRNA processing; positive regulation of transcription by RNA polymerase I. The coding region runs from base 26 to 1675 and encodes 549 amino acids. Gene Ontology annotation, molecular function: protein binding. Gene Ontology annotation, cellular component: nucleolus. NCBI's taxonomy places the organism in Eukaryota, Fungi, Ascomycota, Dothideomycetes, Mycosphaerellales, Teratosphaeriaceae.
CUGCGCUACGCCGUCACUGGGUGGAAUGGCAGCAGAAGUGCUGCCGCUGCCACCGCAGCGUGCCCCGCUGGGUCCUGCUCCGUUGACAGCAGAUCAACGCUACUGGAGGACAUUCAAGGACCAGCUUCUGCUUCCUUCGCCGCAUAAUGCAGGCGUGACUUCGAUCACCGUGCCAUCGUUCAACUCUACUGGCGCGCAAGCGGAUACUUUCGCCGUGACAUCUGGCGGUCGCGUGCAGAUUUACAGCACGAAGACGAGGAAGCUGGUGAAAACUAUAAGCAGAUUCGGCGUAGAUGAUACGGCCCGCUCGGGCGUGCUGAGGCGCGACGGCCGCAUAUUGCUCGCAGGCGGUGACAGUGGCAUUGUGCAAGCCUUCGACACUGGCUCGAGGGCGAUCCUGAAGCAAUGGCGAGGGGAGCACGCGCACAAGCAAGCUGUGCAUGUUGUGAGAUGGAACCCCAACGUGUUGACUGAUUUGAUGAGCACAAGUGAUGACAGGACGGUCAGGGUGUGGGAUCUUACCGAAGAUGUCUCAAAGUGGACUGGCAUUGGCCACGAAGACUAUGUGCGCUCGGGUUGCUACAUACCCGGACAUGGCAUGAUUGCGACAGGCAGUUAUGAUCAGACGGUCCGCCUAUGGGAUACUAGGCAGUCCGGCACUGGAAAGCCGGCGCUGACUUUCAAGCACACGGCGCCGGUGGAGGAUCUCAUUCCUCUGGGUAGUGCUAUGCUCGCGUCCGCCGCUGGCAACGAAGUCGCCAUUCUCAACUUAGUUGCUGGGAAAGCGGAUCACAUUGUCCGCUCGCAUCAGAAGACAGUCACGUCACUCGGUCUUGCUCAGAAUGGCGCAAGACUCCUGACCGGUGGCCUCGAUGGUCACAUCAAAGUUCACAACACCACGACGUGGGAAGUCGCAUCGGGACUUAAGUAUCCUGCACCGAUAUUGUCCCUCGCUGUGGUCAGCUCUGGCGCUUUUGAAGCGGACCGUGAAGACAAGCAUCUAGCCGUAGGACUCCAGACAGGUAUUCUGUCCCUCCGGACACGUCUGGCUGGCACCGAGAAAACCAAGGCACGGGAGAAGGAAAAGAAGAUGCGAGCACUGAUCGCCGGUGAAGCAGAUGAGUACGAGCGUAAGCAGAAGAAGAAAGACAAGCGUCAAGGCAUACGCGCCCGCGAUCGAGGCAAGGACUUUCGAGGUGAGGGCGCCGACAUUAUUAUCGCUGGGAACGAGCGCACACGGCAGAAACUCCGGCCUUGGCAGCGAAGCCUUCGGGCGGGCAAGUACAGUCUCGCGCUCGAUCAGGUCUUGAAGCCUAACCCUCGAGAAGGCUUCAGUAACGAAGAUAUGGUUACAUUGCUCACCGCGCUUCGCCACCGUAGUGCUUUGCGCACAGCGCUCGCGGGUCGAUCAGAGGAGCAGCUGAUACCGGUCCUGCACUGGGUGUUGAAAUACAUCAACCACGCCGAGCAUGUCAACCUCAUCUACGAUGUCGUGCUGCUGCUGCUGCACAUAUACAGUCCGCGGUUGGGCGAAUGGCAGGAAGCGGACGAUGAUGAGGCCAGACAAGUUGUGGAUCUCGUCAAGCGCAUCGCACGGCGUGUGAGGAAAGGCGCAGACUACGCGGCUCAAGCUAGAGAGACUCUUGGAAUGCUCGAACUUAUGGAGAUGGGCUGAGGAGGCGUACAUUAAGGCUCCCCGAAUUUACGAAAAGCAAGCACUCCUGUGCGCGCCACCAGUGCCUACACCGCCGCAACAUCUCAUCGUCCCAAGACCGACGGAGCAUAACUUCUCGAUCAGCCAACAGCAGGCCAACAUGUGGACUCGAGAGCAUCAGAACCG